Messenger RNA from Diachasma alloeum, 2088 nucleotides. RefSeq names its product TOM1-like protein 2. Gene Ontology annotation, cellular component: membrane; endosome. The transcript is spliced from 8 exons. The coding region runs from base 495 to 2087 and encodes 530 amino acids. NCBI's taxonomy places the organism in Eukaryota, Metazoa, Arthropoda, Insecta, Hymenoptera, Braconidae. The record is from RefSeq and is a predicted model, not a curated record. Gene Ontology annotation, molecular function: ubiquitin binding; phosphatidylinositol binding; clathrin binding. Gene Ontology annotation, biological process: signal transduction.
AUGUGUAACAAUACCAUCUACUGGAAGUUAUUAGAUUGAGCCCCGACUAUAUUAUUACAACUUUAUGUUCAUUUGAUUAAAACCUGUCAAAUAAUUGCGUGUUUUUUUCCAUUGUUGUUCCUUGCUCCACUGCAAUCGUGACUCACUCGUCACACCCUUGCACUACAAACCCCCGCAGUCACCAUACUGCGUAAAAAAAGCACGGACAAUCGACAGUGACGAAUAAAUAAAAAAAUAACAGGGAAGGGAAUGAGUUACAUGGAUACAUUUGACGUUUAACGUUAUCACGGAGAUUGUAGACAGGUGUGUUCCAGUAUUGCAAGCGAUACGAGGGUGAUACGCCGUCAUUGUAGACCCUAGUCAUAUGAUCCAAUGUGCAAGGUGUUUCUUUCAUUCUCACUAACACCAUUACCGUCAUUAUCGUAGAGACAACGUUGGGGGUCUAAGAACUUUCUUGCUGGAGUGAAGAACGAAUCGAGCAAUUUAUUGUCACUAUGUCGUUCUUCGGAGUCAAUGUCAAUCCGUUCUCGACCCCUGUGGGUCAGAGAAUUGAACAAGCAACCGAUGGAAGUUUACCGAGUGAAAAUUGGGCCCUCAAUAUGGAAAUAUGUGAUAUAAUAAAUGAAACCGAAGAUGGACCGAGAGAUGCUAUAAAAGCGAUAAAACGAAGAUUAACUCAAGCAGCUGGGAAAAACUACACCAUUGUCAUGUACACACUGACUGUACUAGAGACAUGUGUGAAAAAUUGUGGCAAACGUUUUCAUAGCUUGGCGUGUUCAAGAGAAUUCGCUGGGGAUUUGGUGAAACUCAUUGGACCAAAGAACGAACCGCCUACUGCAGUGCAGGAAAAAGUAUUGAGCUUGAUUCAGACGUGGGCUGAUGCUUUCCGCCAUCAGCCUCAUACGCAGGGGGUAGUGCAAGUUUAUCAGGAGUUGAAAGCCAAGGGAAUUCAAUUCCCCAUGACUGAUUUGGAUGCCAUGGCGCCUAUACUCACGCCUGAGAGGAGUGUUCCAGAGGUAACAACAGCUGCUCCUCUCCCCCAAGAGCGUCCAGCCUCUGCUACAGACUCAGCAGCAAUUCCCAUUCCGCCCACAGUGCAACCCCAAGUGACAUCUCCAAUUCGUCUCAAAGAUCAGCAUAUUGCUAAACUACGAAGUGAACUCGAAGUUGUACAAGGAAACAUGCGAGUUCUAGCUGAGAUGAUUCAACACUUGACUGAGCAGUGUCAGAAUAAUCAGCAGCCAGAGCAGGCUGAUCUCGAUUUACUCCACCAACUGUACUCUACAUGUCGAGCCAUGCAGGAACGAGUUGUGGAGCUCGUUGGAAAACUUGUUGACGAUGAAAUGACUGCUGAGCUGCUCCGCAUAAACGACGAGCUAAAUAAUUUGUUCUUGAGAUAUUCGAGAUUCACGAAGAAUAAAGCUAUACCUCCAGCUAGCGCUAUUCUGGCUCAGGCCAUUGGACAUCCGCCAACAGGUAGUGAAAUAACAGGAAAAAGGUCUGAACCCUCGCUUAUCGAUCUGGGGGACGCCGAAAUUGCAGCCGGGCUUGAUAAGCAAGUGUCAGAAUUGGAAAUUAAAGGCGAUGACACUAGGACUAAAACAAAGGACAAAGACCACCCUGAUAACGACGAAUUCGACAUGUUUGCCCAGUCUCGUAAUGCAACAUAUGAAACAACGAAGAACAGUGGAAGUAGAUACGAAGAUAACAUGGAGGAAUUGGAUAGUAGUAUAAGUACAGCACUAAAGAACCGUAAUCUAAACCUUGGAGCAUCUGGAGCCUCAAAUUCUGUAGAUUCUGAUGUUGCUGCCCCCGUUGGAGCAAGAACUGUUUUGCCAAAUCGAGAGUCAGAGUUCACAGAAAUGGCAGCUUGGCUCGAUAAUACAACAGCCAAAGAACACACUGGAGAUCAAGAAUCCUUGACAUCAUCAGAAUUCGAGAGAUUUUUGGCGGAACGCGCAGCAGCCGCUGACGCAUUGCCAAAUUUACCAACAGUUACAACUGCCCCAAGUACAACAACAACUGGAAAUACAAAUAUUCAACGACAAAUUAAUAAAGAUCAAGACAAAUCAUUAUUUGCCCUCUAAA